Mauremys mutica (yellowpond turtle) is the source of this 933-nucleotide messenger RNA. RefSeq names its product NADH:ubiquinone oxidoreductase complex assembly factor 3 (gene NDUFAF3). The transcript is spliced from 7 exons. Gene Ontology annotation, cellular component: mitochondrial inner membrane. Gene Ontology annotation, biological process: mitochondrial respiratory chain complex I assembly. The coding region runs from base 105 to 785 and encodes 226 amino acids. The record is from RefSeq and is a predicted model, not a curated record. Lineage: Eukaryota; Metazoa; Chordata; Testudines; Geoemydidae.
CAUGUUAGGUGUGGCCGGAAGUUUCCGCGGACGUCAUCUUGGGUGUCGCCGGAAGAGUGGAGUUGCCAUCUUGCCCGCAGCGUGGGGGGCGAGUGGCGGCGGCCAUGUUAGGCAGGGACUCAAGGGCGCGAGAUCCGAGCUGUGGAAACAGCAAUAAUUUCAGCUCCUGGGUGCUGGACAGACUGCGCUGGAGAAGGCUGGAGAGGAGGCACCGUUGUCUACAUGAGAGAGACUCACGCACGAUGAUUCUGGCCUCAGUGAAGAUGUUCUGCCGCGGGGGCUUAGCUCCUAGCUGGAGGCUGGCAGCUGCCAGGAGAGCACUUGACUGGCAGCCGCGCCGGGGUCACCGCCUCACCCCUGCAGACGACGAGCUUUACCAGAAGACAAUGCUGAAGGUGCUGGAGCAGGACUCCUCCAACAUGACGUUCAUACACAGCUACAGCAGCCGGGGCUUCACCAUCAAUGGGAACAAGGUGGUGGGGCCCUGCGCCAUCAUCCCACGCGCCAUCCUGCAGUGGAAUGUUGGCUCUUACCAGGACAUCACCAAGGAGAGCCUGGUGCUGUUUCGGCUGCUGGAGCCGAGAAUAGAAAUUCUGGUGCUGGGCGUAGGGAACAAGGUGGAGCGGCUGGAGCCUGGUGUCCUGAAGUUCAUGAGGGAAUGUGGGAUCGCUGUGGAGGUGCAGGACACGCCUAAUGCUUGUGCAACGUUCAACUUCCUGACAAGCGAGCGUCGGGUGACCGCGGCUGCCCUCAUCCCCCCCAGUGCUGGCAGAGCCCUGAUGUAGCAGCAGCUCCGCAGCGGAGCCCAGCUGGCCCUUGAGACUCACACCCAGCCCGUGUACAAAGGGUUAAAUGCCUCCCUGGGACUGGACCAUGAGCUGGUAACAGGAAGGAGAAAAUGCUUCAGAAUAAAGAGUGAGCAGCUGCCCUGCA